Molecule: messenger RNA, 4671 nt
Organism: Sphaeroforma arctica JP610
Lineage: Eukaryota; Ichthyosporea; Ichthyophonida
Exons: 6
Coding region: 735-2495 (586 amino acids)
Biological process (GO): nucleosome assembly
Cellular component (GO): chromatin; nucleus
Molecular function (GO): chromatin binding; histone binding
Source: RefSeq, a predicted model, not a curated record
CACGACGUUUACACGCCAAUAUAUGUCACAACUAAUGCAAUACUUUUAAAAACAAUUGAACCAGAUAGGGCUUCUCACAAGUAUUUGCAUACCCUGACGUUACCUUAUUAUUUACGUUGAAGUUUGGUAUCCCUACUAUUAAGCAAAGCAUAUAAGGCAAUGAAAUCAGGCGAGAGCAUUCAGAAGUGUAUCAACAUCGUCGUGCAGAAGAAUUCGCUGCUUAUCCGAGUGACCCAGGGCCAAAACUUACCUACAAACAAAAACUAACCUUUCUCCCUUUCUAUUUUCGUGACUAUUCAUGUGUAUAUAAAGGUAUUUUUGUAACAAAUUUGUAACCGAUUUUGUAAAAUCGUUGGUUGUGGAAAUACACCCUUUGUUUGUAAGUGUGUAUUAUUUGUAUAGCCACAGGUAAGGUUCGACGAGAAAGAAUUGACAACGUCCCAUCGUACCCGGCGCACGGUAUAUUUGAUCGAACUUGGUUAUAUCCCAAACGCAAAAGUGAGUGAAGCACCCUAGAUAACCUUUAUCUAUACCCAACGUUAAUUUAGUUACGUAUGCCCAUAGAAGCACGACACCUCGCCAGCCUUGUCAAUCAACUAUAGGUGUGUGUAGUCUUCGGGACACGUAAUUUGAAAUUAGCAUAUUACUAUAUGCGAUCAAGGAGUCACGCGCAACACGUAUAAGACGUUUUAAACCGUACACGUUUAAGAUAUCAGACGACGUAAAAGGGCACGAUGCAAAGCCCCGGCCACCCUUCACACCCACCUACACAAUCCGCAAAAAAGAAAAUGCGACACGCCGAACCCAAUGGAGUGGAUGAAAAUGGUGAGGUAGCGAUUGGCGGCAGUGCAGACGUAGAGGUGGAUGUUGGCGAUGAGCAUGAAAACGUAACACAGUCGAAUGAUCAGACUGAGGUUAGCGAUGAGCUUGAAAAUAUAUCACACGAACACGCAGCACACCCGAGUGUUGACACGACAGAGAAUGGCGUUGUAGCACAGGAUGUCGGUGAUAAUGGCGAAUUUGAGGAAAUCAUCGAGGAAGAAGCUGAUGAGGAACCGAGUAGCGCAAUGUCACGCAUCUCAGAACUGCAGGCGAACUUGGUAGCACGAGAAGCACAGGCUGAGGCGGAAAUUCAUGCCGUUGAAGUGAGAUGCUAUAAUGAUAAUCUUCUCUUCUACAAGGAAAGAGCUGAGUUGGUACCAGGUGUACCAGGCUUCUGGGGACGCGCAUUCACCGCGCACAUGGAAGCAGAGGGUACGUUAUGCGCGGAGGAUAAGGAGAUAAUGAAGUAUAUUGAGUACCUCCACAUCGAGGAGGAAGUUCUGGAACAAGCAUGGUUCACCGUAGUCAUUAAACUCGAGCAAAACCCUUACAUCGAGAAUCAUGAACUGAAGAAACGUUAUGCGAGAGACGAAACGGUCACUACUGGCUACAGUGUAAGCACCACAGAUGUCCGAUGGCUGGAUGGUCGGGAGGAAUACGAAUACGAAGAUGAGGAGACUGAUUAUGCACAAGCUGAGCCUCAGGAUAAAGGACAGAAGCGGCCGAACUACCGAGCAAGAUCCUUCUUCGACUGGUUUGAUGUCGACGUUUGUGACAGUGAUGGGUGGGGCGUCGAUCCCGUUGUGGAGCUUCUUACCGCAGUCUGGAGAAAUCCCAUACAGCAUAUCUAUGAACCUGCAGACCAUGGAACGGAGGAGGCGAUUGAAGUCGACCUCGGAGGAGAUGACGUCAUAGGAAUGGAUGAAGGACACAUGCAUGAGGAGAGAGAUGAGCAUGCGGUAGGUACAAGUGAGGUAGACGUAGAGGCGGACAUAAGUGAAGAAGACGUAGCGGUACCCGGAGAUGACGAAGACGUGUACGAGAGUGCGAUUCCUGACACAGCAGAUAUAGUGGACGCUGGCGACGGAGAAGGAGGUGGUGAGGGGGAAGGUUUACCCGAAUAUGAAGAAGAAGCGCACAAUGAGGAGAAACAGCCAAACGAAGAAAAAGAACAUGACCCUGAGGAUGAUUACGAGGGCGAUGACGAUGAUGUGGCAAUGGACAACUCAGGAGGAGAGGAGGGUGUGGAGCAUGGAUAUGAAGCAGAGGAGCAUGUGGAGCCGGACUAUGAAGCAGAGGACACCAUGGCGGUAGAUGAUGAGGGUGGUAUACCCGAGCACGACGAUAUAGCGGAGGCUUACGGAGAAGGAGAGGGUGAAAUUGAUGGCAUAGAGGAGGACUAUGGGGAGGGUAAUGGUGAUGUAGAGGACUACGUAGGGGAUGCGGUGGAGGGUGAUGGUGAUGUAGAGGACUAUGUAGGGGGUGUGGAUGGGGAUGCGGUUAUUGAGGGAUUCGCGGGUGGAGUUGAGGAAGUGAUUGUAAACGAGGCUGAGGAUGGAGGCGUACUAGACCAGCUUGAGCCGAGUGAGAUGCAAGAACCGGAGCUGGGCACACGAGAAGCCCCUGAAGUGAGCGAUGAUCAACCACAAACACACGCUGAGAUAAGUGUUUAGCAUAUGUAGCAACACCAAAAUCUCUGAAGAGUUUACACAAUCUUGCCACUGGAACGUAAGCAAGAACUACAUCAGCAACAUCACUUUCCAGAUGCGUAUAUAGCACCCGCAUACACAGGUGAUCAUCCCUAAACAUCGCUCAAGGACAGUAUUUUUAGUUCAUUUAGUUUUCGAAUGCAUUAAUUGAAAGUAGACGUGAUGACGUGAUGUGGAUGGUGACUUGGUGGUAGGUUGAAAAGUGAGGACUAUUUAGUGCAACAGUGCCCGCCAUUUCAAUCCUCGGUCAGUAGGCUUUGAGGACUGCAAGAUCAGAGGCGCCUGUUGCUGGAUUUCACAAUUCUUUGCCGUUCCCUAGCACACGAUUGCCCACAGCCUGGCCGAUAAUACCUAGAGCCUGUUUCCUAAUCACUUGCAUCAGACGUUAUAGCCAAUCUAUGUCGUUCUGCGAGUUGGGUGGGAUUAAGUUCGAACGUGUGGUCGAUUCGGGAUGGGUUGAUGAUGUGUCUGGGCGGCAUCGAAGGGUUGUCAAACAUCAGGAGUUAUUUCUUUCGGGGUGCAUGUAUAUAAUCAAGACGAAUUUGUCUCUGAUCGGUCUGUUUUGUUUGUAUGCAUGUACACACAGUGCAUGUAUACGUGUACUCGUACUAUAUAUACAGAGCUGAUCUGAAUAUAUAUAUAUGUAUGACCAGUACAACCACACAUACUCGUGCACAUAUCCGAUUGUAUAUGUAAACUAUGUAUGUAACAGUGGUCUACAUAUAUCAAUAUAUGUAUAUGGCUCCAUAUGUUUAUACAGCACAUAUUAUAAGUACUGUGUGUGGGCUCAUACACACUCGCUUAUGCAUGUAGACUGUACUUGUACCAGUGAUCUACACAUCGACAUGUUGAUAACAUGGCUCAUGUGUUUAUUCACAUGAUUUUCGCGGGCAUGUAUGUUUAUGACAUGCCCCUUCUCGCGUGUAGAUCGGCUGUCUCCGUAUUGCAUCUACGUGCUUGUUGAGUUCUGGGGGGGAGGACAUAAGCGUAACUUGCCAGUUUUUGUCUUACUAUACUCUGGCAAUUGAUUUGCUAUUAAUUUUAGGACACUCGUCUGUGCAAAUGUGAAGUGUUGUACCGGUGAGACUUUUUUAAUCCGGAACAUGCGCUUUUACACGAUGGAGAUACCGCCAGCCUCGUCGCUGAGCAUGUUGCCCGUAGACACAUAUUGCGAUUAACUACGAGGUUGUGAACACCUACAGCUGUGCCACUUUGGUUGUGGAGGAAGCUUUGACCCUUUCUCGACCGCUAUAUAACACAUCAACCGAAGUGUUGGAUUGCAUUCUCCCACCAGAGAAGCAUAGGGUCGAAUGUUUUUCUGCUUGUGAGUAGAGUUGCAUGAGCAGUGUAGCUGCAGCUGCCUAUGGAGAAAUUACAGUAUUAUUUCGGUCUGCAGUCCGAGAAUGAGAUUCAGAAACACACGGUACUAUUUAGGUGCGAUGUCUGCCAGCACCCACAUAUUCCAGCUAAGAGUGUCUUUGGAUAUUGAAUAGGUCGUUGCCUACCUACAGUUCCGAGUCAAGCUGUAGUGUGCGUGUGUGAUCUGACAUUUUAGCCCAUAGUAGUGGAGACCUUGAGAAUGGGAGUCGACCUAGUUGUGCGUGAGAGACGGCUCGACAGCUUGCUUAAGCGGGAUAGAAGACCACAGCUGCUGCGCGCCUAUACUCGGUUACACAAUGGAUAUUGCGAGAGAGAAAAGCAAGCAAGGGAGUUCAAGGGUAUAGCCUGGCCACGUGUUGUCUUUCGGUGUAGUAUUUUGGUUUGGUAAGUAUGACUUGUAUACGAGUGAAGUUAACUAGAGGAGAUCGAAGAUGUUUGCUUGUUGGCUUUGCCGGGUCCUUGUGCUCGCGGGAAUAUGGGCGAUGCUUGCUACGGCCCUGUGGGAUGUGGGAGGUACCUACUGCGAAUGUGUGGAUUUCAGGUGAAGUGGUGAGGUUGCAGCAAAAGUGUACACUACACUUUCGCUUCAGUUUUUGAGAUGGCUUUGUGCCCCGGAGGUUGGGAAAGGAAGCAAAAAUUGUGAUAAAUAUCUAGCCGCUUCAAUAACUUUGUAUAUUCGAAUAUGGAUAUCGAGAUGAUUUGCAAAUACCCCGCAAAGUACGGGAGGAUCAAUAAAAAACCAAUUUCUGCGAAAUUCGGA